Messenger RNA from Prorocentrum cordatum, 372 nucleotides. The record is from the annotation of a GenBank genome assembly. NCBI's taxonomy places the organism in Eukaryota, Dinophyceae, Prorocentrales, Prorocentraceae.
AUGCUGGAGGAGGACGUUGAUCCGCAGUUUCGCCGAGCGGCGGCCAAGGUGCUCGACAGGUUCGACCCCAAGGACCUCGCCUUGCAGCUUGUGCGCACGGUCAGGAACAGGGACAUGAGCAUCCCUUGGCGCGAGAUCGCGGCUUCGGAGCUGGCCAGGCUGGUCACCAAAGAUGCCGCUGUGGCGCUGGCGCUGGCCGACGAGCACGCCGACGCGUUGCAGGACGCGGCGCAGGAGGAGGAGGUUGGCAAAGUCUUCCGCGACAGCUGCGCCAAGGCUGUGGAUAAGAUCGACGCGGCGCACGCGCAGGCGGCCGACGACGCAGCCAGGCACGGCACAACGCAGCACAGGGCUUCCACUUCUGGUUCAUGA